GGGGAUCAGGGCAGAGGCUCAGGGCGGAGGAUCGGGGCUCGGAGCAGAGGCUCGGGACGCCAUGGGGAACAGAAAAAGCGUGGCUCUGUCCAAGGAGAUCCUGGAGGACCUGAAGCUCAACACCAAGUACUCGGAGGAUGAGCUGUGCAAGUGGUACGAGAGCUUCCAGAAGCAGUGCCCGGACGGGCACAUCAGCCAGGCCGAGUUCGAGAAGAUCUACGGCAACUUCUUCCCCAAGUCGGAUCCCCAGGUCUACGCGCGCCACGUCUUCCGCAGCUUCGACACCAACGGCGAUGGGACGCUGGACUUCCGGGAGUACAUCAUAGCCCUGCACCUCACCUCCUCCGGCAAGACCAGCCUCAAGCUGGAGUGGGCCUUCUCCCUCUUCGACGUCGACCGCAACGGCGAGAUCAGCAAGAGCGAGAUGCUGGAGAUCAUCACAGCAAUAUUUAAGAUGAUUCCCCCUGAAGAGCAGAAAAUGCUCGCUGAGGAUGAAAACACCCCCCAGAAACGAGCCAACAAACUCUGGGAAUAUUUCAAAAAGGGGGAAAACGACAAAAUCGCAGAGGGGGAGUUCAUCUCUGGGGUGAUGAAGAAUGAAGCCAUCUUGAAGCUGAUCCAAUACGAACCCAAGAAAUAGGAAGGCCAAGGUCCCAGGCCAGGAGGGGAACGGCAAUCAAGAGGGAGAGUGUGGGCUGAGCAGGUUGGAGAGAGAGAGAGGAUGAGUGAAUGAGAAAAUGAUGGAACGAAUGAAUGAAACAACACACGUGCGAGGCGCCUGACCCAUCUCCAGCCAUAUGCUGCCAUAUUGGUCUUUACCCCUUUCCCCAGGUAGCUGGAUCCCUUCUCCUCCUCCACCAGCAGCCCGCUCUGGGCACUUCCAAACAGGCUGUCAUUGGGGGCCGAGGGAGGGGGGACCCCACCGAGACCCCCAAGGGUGGAAAGGAGCAGGGGAAAAGUGGGGGAGGUGAAAGAGCGGAUGGUGGGAAAAGAAGGAUGGGAGGAAAGAGAGAAAGAAAAAUGGAGCAAUGAAGGAGGGAGGAAGGAAAGUGGAUGUAACAGGGAGGAAGGGGGGAAUGAGAAAGAACAGAGAAUAAAAAGGAGAAGGCAGAGCAGCAGUGAAGAGGAAAUGGCUGAUGGAAGAGAAGGACCACGUAAAGGUGCUGCCCAGACACAGAGUCGCUGAGAUCGGGGCCCCGUCGCUCCGGGCGCUGCCCGGACACAGAGUCGCCGAGAUUGGGGCCCUGUCGCUCCGGGCGCUGCCCGGACACAGCAUGAGAGCCAAGGGUUGAACCCAGACAUCCUGUCUCCUCGUCUAACACUCCAGCCACAGCUCCUCAGCAAAAAACCCUCUUCAACCGGCACAAACCAACACCCACUGUCUAGGGCCCUGAAAAGCGCUCUGCCUUCCUCCAUUUGCUCCUUCUCUCCCCCCGCACCCUUGGUCUGAUUCGUUCCCUCUCCCCGUGGGCCUCUAAGGCAGCUCUGUGGGGCAGAUCAUUCACCCCCCUCCCUCCUGCUGAAGCCUGUUUGGAAAACACCACCCGUCCCAUAUUCAUGUUGUAUUCUGCAGUUUGUGCUUCUGUCUCGUUUCUUCCCCAUCCCAGAGCCAGCGGGAUUCCCGGCAGUGCUGGUGGGGGUGGAAGGAAGGGAGACAAAGGGCAUUUGUCUUACAUUGCUGUACUGGUGUCUGGUUUUCAAUAAAGAGCG
Dermochelys coriacea (leatherback sea turtle) is the source of this 1710-nucleotide messenger RNA. It is a transcript of the gene RCVRN, whose product is annotated as recoverin. Lineage: Eukaryota; Metazoa; Chordata; Testudines; Dermochelyidae. The coding region runs from base 62 to 640 and encodes 192 amino acids. Gene Ontology annotation, molecular function: calcium ion binding. The record is from RefSeq and is a predicted model, not a curated record. The transcript is spliced from 3 exons.